ACGACUUAAUAGUCUGCUUUGCUUGAAUUGUCGAAACUUGAUUGUGAUCAAUGCCACUUGGUUACACAACAAACAGUGUGGCGAUGCACACACUUUAGAGGAUAAAAGGAGGGGAGCGAUGCUCCUCAGUAGAGUCUGCUGUGGGUAGCGUACGGACGCCCAGCGAGUAUCGAAGCUCACUCUGCUGAGGAUGUUGGCUCUCCAUCCAACUGGCAUACGAUCAGCAGUACUCACCAUCUUGCUAGGAGCAGCUGAGAACAGUUUCAGUGAUGUUAAAACGCGCCUAAUGGAAUUGGCGACUUUGGGAGACUGGGGAGACGCAACACGCCCUCCCCAACCUGAACCAAAGAAUUAUAGAUCAGAAAAAGAGGAGAAAAAGACAAACUCAAAGUCAUCUGAAGGGGGAGGGAACCGACGGGAAAUGUGGAGGGCACUGAUAGCAGCGGGAGUCCCGGCAGACGAAAUUGACGGGCUACCCACUAGUGCCCUAGCCGCGAAAUGUAAACAACGCGGAUUGAAAGUAAACUGCUUGAGUAUGGGAACAAAUAAAAAAGAAAGAAAAUCAGACAUAGCACACCUAGCGACCCUCUUAAAAGAAAUGGUAUCGCCGGGAGUGCAGGCAACAGCCCCUCCCCUUGAAACUUACAGAGAGGAAGAGGAUGAGGAAGAAAGUACAGACUCAGAUGAAGACAUGCUGGUUGACGUAAGAGGCCCCAGCUAUGUCGCAGCAGUAAAGAAAGGGCGAGCAAAGCCUAAAAACACGAGAAAGAAUAAGGACAGGAAAUCACGAACUUUUAAUCUCCUCAACUAGGAUGAAGGCCAAACUCAGUCAACCAGCCAGAGUCAAAUCAUCCACCGUUGGUCAGUAGGGGAUAUCUGACCCCACGUCCAACUUGAAAUUUAUUGGAACAAUUCGGUACAAAAAGUAAUGGCACUGGUUGACACAGGAGCGGAGGCCUCAUUGAUUCAUGGAAACCCUGACAAAAUAAAGGGUGACAUAAUUCCUUUAAGGGGAUUGGGAGGACAAGUGGUGAAAGGAAAAGCAGUUGUCCUCCCAUUAAAAAUCGGAAAGAUGCCGAUACAAAAAUUUGAGGUUGUUGUGACACCUAUCCCAGAGUGGAUAGUUGGAAUGAACAUUCUGGCUGGAAUGACUUUGCAUUUGAAAAUGGGAAAAUUCCAAUUCGGAACAGUAACAGAAACUGAGAUAGGAACGAUUUUGGUAGGAAAGGUAAAAAUGACACCAUUUCCCAUACCUGAAGCCACAGAAACAGUCUCCCUUAAACAAUAUCGAAUUCCGGGGGGACAAGAAGAGAUCACUGCUACCAUCAAAGAAUAUUUGGAAGCAGGUGUGCUGAAGCCGGUGACCACAAAGUGGAACAACCCCUUGUGGCCGGUAAGGAAAUCAGACGAUACAUGGCGAAUGACCGUUGAUUACCGACAAUUGAACAACCGACCUGUGGGGUCAGGAGUGACUCCUUUGAUUCGAAUGAUUUCAAAUCAAGAACCUGUAAUGGUCACAGAAAGUAUUAAAAUGUGGAAAAUUGACCCAGAGGCUGAAAUUCCCGUCAGAGCCACGCCUGGCUCUGCCGGACUUGAUUUGCGAACUUUGGCACCUGAAACACUCCUCCCUCAUGAAAUUCAAAUUGUUAAAACAGGGUUGGGUCUGCAGUGCCCGAAAGGCACUUACGGUCACAUCCUUCCUCGGAGUGGCCUGUCACUGAAAGGCCUGACCAUCCAGGCAGGAGCGAUAGAUGCAGACUAUCAAGGAGAACUGGGAGUAGUGUGCAAACUACUCUCAGACCAACCCUUGGUUUUGGAAAAAAGGAGCUAAAAUAGCACAGAAAAGUGGGUAAAUGUACCCAUAAACAAAUGCUAUAUGCGAGAGAACUAAUCAUGUUUUUUUUGUUAUUUAGUGUUUAACCAAAUUUGUUACAGCUUGGAGAAUUAAUGCCUUGGUGGGAGUUGCUGAUCGGGAGACCUGCUAAAACCGGACGAGACCAUGGACCUCAUUGGGCGCCGCGACACUGGAGGUGUCGUCUGCUGGGUCAUCUGCCUCCUUGCCGUUGGUGCCAUGGUCCAGCCCUCCUGGGGGAUGACCGAGGGCUGAACCUGCAGGACAAGUCAAGAAGCUAGAU
Messenger RNA from Hippocampus zosterae (dwarf seahorse), 2135 nucleotides. RefSeq lists its product as uncharacterized. The record is from RefSeq and is a predicted model, not a curated record. NCBI's taxonomy places the organism in Eukaryota, Metazoa, Chordata, Actinopteri, Syngnathiformes, Syngnathidae. The coding region runs from base 929 to 1831 and encodes 300 amino acids. Gene Ontology annotation, molecular function: dUTP diphosphatase activity; magnesium ion binding; aspartic-type endopeptidase activity. The transcript is spliced from 2 exons. Gene Ontology annotation, biological process: dUMP biosynthetic process; proteolysis; dUTP catabolic process.